GCUGAGUGGCAGGUGGCAGAGGCAGAAGCACUGAUCCACACACUGGGUGGCUGGUCGGUGGCGGACAGGAUGGUGGUACCCACCAAAACACCAGAUGGGAAGCUCAUCUUCGGCAGAGGGACCUUAAAGAACCUGACAGAGAAAAUCAGAGGGUCGCCAGAAAUCACAGCGGUCUUUCUGAAUGUGGAGAGGCUGGCCACGCCUACCAAGAAGGACCUGGAAGCCACCUGGGGUGUGCAGGUAUUGGACCGAUUCACGGUCGUCCUCCACAUUUUCCGCUGCAAUGCCCGGACCAGGGAAGCGCGGCUGCAGGUGGCCCUGGCCGAGCUCCCCCUUCUCAGGUCCCAGCUGAAAAGCAGCAUUGCCCACCCGGAUGGACGAGGAGGGGGCUCGCGCUACAUCAUGGGGUCAGGAAGGCGAGGCAGCGGCCUGUGGGAGAACAGGUCAGGAGGAUCCCGGCGAGAAGAUGUCAGAGAAUCGUUCAUGCAGCUGCAACAGCGCCUCUUGAAGGAAAAGGAGAUGAAGAUCCGGAAGGCCCUGGAGAGACUGAGGAAGAAAAGGCGUCUCCUGGGGAAGCAGCGGAGGCGGCAGGAGUUUCCUGUGAUCUCUGUGGUGGGAUACACAAACUGCG
Neomonachus schauinslandi (Hawaiian monk seal) is the source of this 631-nucleotide messenger RNA. RefSeq names its product putative GTP-binding protein 6. The annotation marks the transcript as partial. The transcript is spliced from 6 exons. The record is from RefSeq and is a predicted model, not a curated record. Gene Ontology annotation, molecular function: GTP binding; ribosome binding. Gene Ontology annotation, cellular component: cytoplasm. Lineage: Eukaryota; Metazoa; Chordata; Mammalia; Carnivora; Phocidae.